This is a messenger RNA of Amphimedon queenslandica, 1434 nucleotides long. RefSeq lists its product as uncharacterized. The transcript has 4 exons. Lineage: Eukaryota; Metazoa; Porifera; Demospongiae; Haplosclerida; Niphatidae. The record is from RefSeq and is a predicted model, not a curated record. The coding region runs from base 479 to 1423 and encodes 314 amino acids.
GUAUAUUUCCGCCAAUCCAAAUUUCUCAUUUUGAAAGAAAGAAAAUUGCAUUUUGUCACGUAAUUUUAAUUUUCAGAAAUUUGAAUUUUGAACGUCACGACCGUAAAUCCUAUUUUAUCGCAUGAUUGUGAAAUUUAAAUUUUUGGAUUUGGGAAUUGGGAUUUCGAUCACAAUUUGACAUUUUGGUAAUAUCAAAGCCUGGAUUUUGAGAAUAUAAAAUCGAUGCUAUUCAAAGAUUUAAAGAUAGAGACUAGAUCUACCGUUCUUAGUUUGGUAAAAAAAAUAAUUAUUAGGAUUUAGGAUUUGAACAUUUUAAUCCUAAUUUCUAUUUAUCCAAGUCCAAGAUCUAAAUUAGUAAAGAAAAACUCCGAAACAAACAAGCAGUGAAAGGCCCCAUAAAUAUUAGACUGGCGACUAGACUGAUACUAGACUAGACUGUCUAUGGAGUAGGCGUGUUUGCAACCAGUAGACCACGCCCAUGACCACACCCCAACUGUGGCUGACCGUACUGCGCUGCUCGAGUGGAUUGCAGCGAUUGCACGCUAUCAUCAUGGCAAAGCUUCAGCAUUUCGUUGAUUUUAUCAGGGAGAAGGUGGAAAAAGAGAACUGGACACACAACCAACUAAGUGAACACUUUCACUCCUUGUAUCCUUCAGAGUCUGGUUUUAGUGUAAGAUCUAUUCAGAGGCUGUGUAGCAAGGAAGGGAUUAAAAGGACUUCCAGGAUCAGUGAUGUUGACCUUGAUGUUGCCGUAUCUGAGGCAAUUAAUAAAGUUGGCCCAACAUAUGGCCGGAAAACCAUGACAGGCCACCUAGCUUCAGAAGGUCUUAAAGUGAGUGAAACGAGGGUUGGCAAAUCACUAUCCCGUCAGAACCCCAGCUAUCACCAGGCACGUAGAACAGCUACUGCAAGGCAGAUGAAUCCUGUCCCAUAUCGAGCUGACUAUUUUGGGCACAAGCUCCAUGUGGACCAAAAUGAAAAACUAAUUAUGUAUGGCGUCACUCAUGUGUGUGCAAUAGAUGGCUUCAGUGGAAAAAUUGUUUCUUUUCUCAGCAUGCCCAUUAAAAACAACAUUGAAAUUUAUGCUAACCUUUAUAGGCCAAUAAUAUUAGACUAUGGACUUUGGGAUCAGGUUAGAGUGGACCAUGGGAAGGAGUGGGUACUUAUGCUAUUUGUACAGGAACAACUAGCUCAUUUACGCCGGAAUCCAUUGCGUUCUCCUCAUAUACAAACCACUUCAAAACAGAAUCAUUGCAUUGAAAGGAUUUGGGUCGAAAUUAAUGGACGAGUCAAUUAUCCUAUUAAGACAGCUUUGAUUCAGCUAGAGGAAAACGGAGACAUUGAUAUGAUCUGCAUGCAUGUAAAGUUUUGCGUCUCUUGGUUUACUAUUAGAGUUGCACAUGUUGGCACUAUCUUGCCAUGAAUGCAUGGAAU